Arachis stenosperma is the source of this 922-nucleotide messenger RNA. RefSeq lists its product as uncharacterized. The coding region runs from base 1 to 900 and encodes 299 amino acids. The transcript has 2 exons. NCBI's taxonomy places the organism in Eukaryota, Viridiplantae, Streptophyta, Magnoliopsida, Fabales, Fabaceae. The record is from RefSeq and is a predicted model, not a curated record. Gene Ontology annotation, molecular function: phosphoglycerate dehydrogenase activity.
AUGGAGAAUUGUUACAAGGCUAAUGGAAAUAUACAUAGAGUUUCAAGGCAGAAUAAACAUCCAUUCUCCAUAAGGGAUCAAUCAUUGCCCUGCUUUGACAUAAGAGUAUUUUUAGUCAGAGUUUGCAAAUCUGAUCUUGAUAAUUCUGCUCCCGAGGUUCUCAAACUGAAAUGUGUUUCACCAAAUCCUGGCACACUUCUCAAAGUUAAUGGCGUCCGCGCUGCUAUGCAAUCCGAGGGUGUUUCAAGCCUUCUCAAAAGAGAUAGAGUAGAUAAGAAAUCAAAAGAAGUGACAUUUGUAAGCACAGAUAGUAUUAAGAUGAGUAGUAAUGUUAAGUUUGAAGUGUUUGACAAAGAUGUUCUGUUGGUUUCUGGGGUCUUAGAAUUAUGCAAUAGCAAUGGAUCUGUUAAUGGACAAAGAUGGAGCAUGAACUGUGAGUCAAUUAUAAUUCCUGGAACUAGUUUCUUCAAGAGCAAGAAAUUCAUGUUGCCAGGUUCAACUUUACCUACAAUAGAGGUCUACAUUGCUGGGUCCUUCUUGGAUACUCCAAUUGUCUUAACAAAGACCCUCCACCUUAGUUCUCAGAUAAAACACACAAGGAUGGGGACAUUCUCUACAAACCUGGAAAACGAGACAAGUGCUCCUUCAACAUUUACUUUACAGGCUGCAGAUAACAUGAGUGAAAAGCCUGAAGAGGAGGAUAACAACAUUGAUUUGUACCAAAGAAGAGCAUAUGUUGCUGCUGAAGAAGAAGAUGGAGAGGUAUCAUGGUUCAAUGCAGGUGUGAGAGUAGGUGUUGGAAUUGGUCUGAGUGUUUGCAUUGGCAUUGGCAUUGGAGUUGGCGUGCUUGUUAAGACUUAUCAAGGCACUACUCGCAACUUUAGGAGACGCCUAUUAUGAUAUUAAUCUGCACAUACAUACG